Messenger RNA from Phoenix dactylifera (date palm), 1935 nucleotides. RefSeq names its product RNAse II-like 1 (gene RTL1). Gene Ontology annotation, biological process: rRNA processing; siRNA processing. The record is from RefSeq and is a predicted model, not a curated record. Gene Ontology annotation, molecular function: ribonuclease III activity; RNA binding. Gene Ontology annotation, cellular component: cytoplasm; nucleus. NCBI's taxonomy places the organism in Eukaryota, Viridiplantae, Streptophyta, Magnoliopsida, Arecales, Arecaceae.
ACUUAAGCCAUCAGCCCAGCUGGCAGAAAAGUGUAUUCAAAUGGUACAGCUUGAUUCAUACCUUAAUGAACCACAUGCCGGACCCGUUCCAAAGUAUUUCCUGAAGGAGAAGUACUAUUCUUUAAUUUGCUGCAUACUUUUUAAAAACGUCGCAGUGCCAGUGCAGUGAACCCUUCCCCUUCCCUGUAGGUAGCCUGCGCGUGGGUCGUGUGUCCGUACCUCAGGCGCGGUGGCUUCACCGGUUCCGCAUGAGGUCGGCCUGACCUCGACCCAAUCUCUUGGUAUCGUAAUUACUAUGGAGCGAUGCCACUUGCGCCCACCGUCCGGCUCUGUCCAGCCUUUACGUCGUUAUCCUUUUAAUGAGCUCAACUGCCCCGUCCGUAACGUUUCCUGCCGCCCAAUCUUUCCACCAAACCAUCUCCUGGGCCCGACUCUAGGAACAGCGCCGCAAACAAAAGAAAGAAAGCCAGAAGACACCUUUCUGACGGACCAUCUCGACGGUGGCUCCUCCACCAAUAUAAGGCGGUCCCGAACUUGGCCCUCGCUAUUGAACCAGGCUUUCUUCUUUCCUCGCCCCAGCGGCCAGAAAAACCUUCGGCGGAAACGAAGGGAAGGCAGUUCCGUAGUACCGUUUGUUUUGACUUGAGCUAGGUGAUAUCUCCCGAAUUGUAAUAUAAAAGAUCCACUUCCCCAUUUGCCCUCGAUCACAAUUUCUUCUUUUCUUGACCUUCCUCCCUCUAUUUUGUCUUCCCCCGCCUCGUCUUUCCCCUAAAUCCAACCCCAAGUUCUUCGGUCGGCCGGCUUCGUAUUCUUCCCCUCGCGGAUGGGAGCAGCAGAGGAGGAAGCGAUGGGGAAGCGAGAGAAGCGAGAGGAAUUCAACGUCAUAGGCACAGCACCAGAGAUGGGAGAGGAGGAGGUGCGUAUGGUGGAGGAGAUACUGGGUUAUAGAUUUAGUAACAAAGAUCUGGUGGAGGAGGCUUUGACUCACAGCUCCUUCUAUUUGCCGUACAAACCGGCGAAGUCGUAUGAGAGGCUGGAGUUCAUGGGGGACGCUGUCCUCACCUGCAUCGUGGCGAGGGAGGUGUUCUCCUCGUACCCAGAUCUCUCCCCCGGCCCCCUCACCCGUCUCCGCGCCGCCAACGUCGACACCGAAAAGCUCGCCCGCGUCGCCGUGGAGCAUGGCCUCCAUCGCUAUCUCCGCCACAAGGCCCCCCAGCUCCAAGCCCAGAUUCAAGAUUUUAUGCAAGCCAUGAUGGAACAUCCGAUCCAUUCCAACGGCCUUGUUGACCCACCUAAAGUCCUGGCGGACAUUGUUGAAUCCCUCCUUGGAGCCGUUUUUUUAGACACCAACAGCUCUUUGGAAACUGUUUGUGAGAUAUUUAGGAGGCUAGCUGCGCCACUGAUCAAUCCAGAGACUUUAGGAAAACACCCAAUGAGCGAGCUCUAUGAACUCUGCCAAAAGCUAAAGAUGGAUGUGACCUUCUUGAAGGGCGUGUGGCCUGAAGAUCCAAAGAUUGAGGUCUUGGUUGAUGGCAAAUUGGUCGGGAGUGGGAAUGGCCAGAAGAAGGAAAUUGCUCAAAAUCGUGCCGCGAAGGCUGCGUUGGACAGACUCAAAGAGACCUUAGGCGACUUGGACUCAACAACGCUCGACCAUCCCGACUAAGAUGUCUCCUUAUCAUCACCAGGAUUAAGAUGAGCUCGCAUGACCUCUACGUUUGAAUGUCCUCUUAUCAUGAUACCAAGAUUGAGAUGAUGUUGCCUGACCCCUACGUUUAAAUGUAUAUAAUUCUUGCUGGUUGGCUUCAAGAUACGAGCAAUGUGCUCCUUGAGCUUGUAUCUCCAUAGUGUAAAGUUCAACCAACAAAAUGUUCUGUUUGGUAGGAGAAGAACUGCAAUUUAUAAAAAUAAAUGUUUGCAUGUGUGCAGCUGACCAAA